This is a messenger RNA of Anopheles stephensi (Asian malaria mosquito), 2069 nucleotides long. RefSeq names its product cell division cycle protein 20 homolog (gene fzy). Gene Ontology annotation, molecular function: protein binding; anaphase-promoting complex binding; ubiquitin ligase activator activity. The transcript has 2 exons. Lineage: Eukaryota; Metazoa; Arthropoda; Insecta; Diptera; Culicidae. Gene Ontology annotation, cellular component: anaphase-promoting complex. Gene Ontology annotation, biological process: positive regulation of ubiquitin protein ligase activity; positive regulation of anaphase-promoting complex-dependent catabolic process; anaphase-promoting complex-dependent catabolic process. The record is from RefSeq and is a predicted model, not a curated record. Bases 148 to 1815 code for a protein of 555 amino acids.
UUGGUGGAUCAUAUUGUCUGUACAAAUCUUGGCACAGUAACAGCUGUCAAUCGCUCGCUCAUAAGAUCGUCCAUUUUGAAGUGGAAGCUUUGCGCUUAAUUUUGAACCCAACGAACGCUCUCCAUCCGCGGCAGGAAUCGUACAAGAAUGGCACAAUUUAAACAGUUUAGCGAUUUAACCAGCAUCUUUUCCAUGGAUGGUGAAAAUGCAAAAGCGCCUGUAUCGCGAUGGCAGCGCAAGCUAAACCUUUCGGCCGCUUCCACAAGCUUCAACAGCAGCGCGUUGGCAAACACGUCCGCCCGGCAAACGCUGUCCGUGUCCAUGACGGGCAAUGCGAACAACACGCUGCAGCUAUCGAUGACGGGCAAUUCGUUGAAAACCCCACGAAAGAAUGGCGUCAAAACGACGGUCGCGUCAUCGACGAAGAAAUCGUCCCAAACACCAAACAAAGGCAACGCCACCGCCAACGGCAACAACGGACAGCCGGGUGGUGGCGAUCGCUUCAUACCAAGCCGUACGACGACAGAUUUCGAUCUCGGGCACUACAUCGUGAAGCAGAGCACCACCGGCAACGAGGAAGAUGCGGAGAACGAGGAGGGCGGUACGGGAGCGGCCACAAAUGCACCGCCCAGUCCGAAGCAGACCGAACGGAUGAAAAGUCUGUCGGAAGCGAUGAGUGGUUGUGAUAUCAGCAAGCAGCGAUUGCUUUCCUUCCGCACGAAGGCACCCGCCCCGCCGGAAGGGCAUGUGAAUCCGCUGAAGGCGAUCUACUCGGUGAAGACACCCAUGUCUGCGAAGGGCGGAAGUCGCUACAUUCCCAACGCACCCGAGCGCAUCCUGGACGCGCCGGAAAUUAUGAACGAUUACUACCUCAACCUGAUGGACUGGAGCAUGGACAACGUGAUUGCGGUGGCGCUUGGCCCUUCGGUAUACCUGUGGAAUGCGGCCACCGGUACGAUCGAGAUGUUGUUCGAAAACGAGGGCAACGAACACACGUGCUCGUUAAGCUGGAUCCACGAGGGACACAUACUGGCGGUGGGCACGAGCGCCGGCACGGUGGAGCUGUGGGACUGCGAAAACAUGAAGCGGCUCCGGGUGAUGAACGGACACUCGGCGCGGGUCGGUGUGCUGGCGUGGAAUUCGUACGUGCUGUGCUCCGGCAGUCGGGACGGCACGAUUAUAAAUCAUGAUGUGAGAACGCGGCAGCACAACAUCGGUGUGCUGCAGGGACACACGCAGGAAGUUUGUGGCCUCAAAUGGUCCCCGGAUGGAAAGUAUCUGGCUAGUGGGGGGAACGAUAAUCUGGUUCACGUGUGGUCGGCAGCGAACGGAUCGCCACACGCCAACGGAGAACCGCUGCACGUGUUCAACCAGCAUCAGGCAGCAAUCCGCGCACUUGCCUGGUGUCCAUGGCAACCGAAUGUACUGGCCAGCGGUGGUGGCACGGCCGAUCGUACGAUCAAGUUCUGGAACGUAGCGAACGGGCACCUGAUGAACUCGGUCGACACCAAAUCGCAGGUUUGCGGGUUACUGUUUUCAAAGCACUACAAAGAACUCAUCUCGGCCCACGGUUACGUGAACAAUCAGCUAACGAUCUGGAAGUAUCCGUCGAUGACGAAGCAGGUCGAUCUGAUGGGACAUACGGGCCGGGUGCUGCAGAUCGCCCUAUCCCCGGACGGUAGCACGGUCAUGAGCGCCGGGGCGGAUGAAACACUGCGCCUGUGGAAUUGUUUCACGCCGGACCCGUUGCUAGCGAAGAAGGAAAAGUCGGGCGUGCGGGAAAAGCCUAGCCUACUGAAGCAAAGCAUGCGAUAGAUCGCAGCUGGAGAAAGAGAAUUGCUCAAUUCCUGGUGAAUGGAACCAAAUGCCAAUGGUUUCUUUGCAAGUGUGCCGCAGUUUGGAAUGCGAAAUGACUGAAAAUUGCGUGUACUAAGACGUAAUGGUAGUGGUAGAUAAUGUUUUGCCGUAUGCUUUUAAUGUGUAUUUUUUUAUUUUGACGAUUGUACUCAAUUGUAGGAUGUGUUUCUUUUUAAGACGGUUCGUUAAUAAACUUGUGAUUAUUUCAAUAA